AUGACUACUGAAAAUACCACCAAAAUAAACUGCAAUCCAAAAGAUCCCUCUAGUCCUUAUUUUCUUAACCACAAUGAUGGUCCAGCAACAUUACUCACUAAUCAUCCCCUCACUGUUGAAAACUAUCAUUCUUGGGCAUGCACUGUGCGUCGUUCCCUGAGAAUCAAGAAGAAACUAGGGUUCAUUGAUGGUACUUUUCUUAAACCUUCCUCCAUGGAUGCCUUGUCAGAACCAUGGCUUGAAUGCAAUGACAUGGUUAUCACUUGGCUCCAAAAUGCGAUGUCCCUUGAAAUCAAAAACAGUGUUGUUUAUGUUGAUACUGCCUAUAAUUUAUGGCUUGAACUUGAGCAACGUUUUGCCCAACAUAAUGGGCCACGCAUUUAUGAAUUAAAACAACUCAUUCACAAUCUCACCCAAGGUGAUGAUUCGGUCAGUCUCUACUUCUCCAAAUUGAAAGGUUUGUUUGAUGAACUUCUUAAUUUUGAGUCUAUUCCAUCAUGCUCAUGUGGUGCCCUGAAACCUAUCCUUGAGAAUCAACAACGUGAUUGGAUGAUGAAAUUUCUCAUGGGACUCCAUGACUCAUUUGGGAACAUCAAAGCUCAAAUUAUCCUACUCAAACCCACCCCAUCAUUAGGUGAAGUUUAUGCUCUUGUUCAACAGGAAGAGAAACGACCUUUCUUCUUGGAGCACGAUUGGGAAGGGUGA
Molecule: messenger RNA, 705 nt
Organism: Juglans regia (Persian walnut)
Lineage: Eukaryota; Viridiplantae; Streptophyta; Magnoliopsida; Fagales; Juglandaceae
Exons: 2
Coding region: 1-705 (234 amino acids)
Source: RefSeq, a predicted model, not a curated record